AUGGAAGAGCGACCAGUUCACGAUGGUGGCGGUCCAGUAGUCGAUGACGCAUCACCACCGGCGGAGGUGGAGGGACUUGACGCGGCCCGUCCUACCGCAGAGGAGGCGGAACGCGACGAAAGCCACCACGGCACGACCACCGCCCCCAGGUCGCGGCAGUGGUGGCCCCCCGCCUCGCUGGGCGAUGACCACCCCCAGCCGCCCCCGGCCACCGACCCAUCUGACGCCAGCGGCAGCGGCAGCCCCGAAGCGGAAGAUGGCGAAGCCGAGGCGGAGGAAGAAGUCGAAGCUGGCCGCGACGCAGAACAUGCCCGACGAUCGUGGCAGACGAGCCUUCAGGCGGGGCAGGCCGCGGGGGUCGGGGCCGAGGCCGCGGCACGGGUGGUGGCCGAGGCGGUGGCCGUGGCGGUGGCGGUGGUCGAGGUGGUCGAGGUGGUCGUGGCCGAGGCGGUGGUCGAGGUGGUGGUCGAGGCCGUGGGUGGCGGGGCGUGGUGGAUUCGAGGCGAGGGCUUCCCCGCGCCGCAGCCCAAGCGCCGGCCCAUCACCGGCUGGCCCGCCUGGGACUCCCUCGUUCAGAAGUUGUACGUGCUGGACUGGGAGGACAGCGACGAGUGGUUCGUGCCGCCGAAGGGACCCGGCGACACCGAGCUGGAGCGCGAGGCCAAGCUGGAGCGGGUCAAGGAGCGCCGGAAGCACCUCAAGUCCCUCGUGCGCUACAACCUCGUCCAGGGCCACGUCGCCCGCGCCAUCCCCGCCAAGAGCAGAGGGUACCAGUUCCCGUGUCGGGUGAGGAAGCCGAAGGACGACGCGGGCCUGGACUACAUGGGGCAGCUGCCGUCGGAGGUGGUCUACUUCAUCUUCUCCUUCCUCGACCCCGUGAUCGACCUGCCCCGGGCCUCUGCCGUGUGCCACCUCUGGAACGCCAUCGCCAGCGAUCCCGUCUUCUGGAUCCAACCCUUGCGCAGACGCGACAUCAUGGGCAACACGGUGCUGCACUUGGCGGCGUCGAGUAUCGACGAGGAGGUGGCGCUGCGGACGUGUGCCUACUUCAUCCAGCGCGGCGCGGUGGUUGAUGUCAGCAACCGGCGCGGCGACACGCCCCUCAUCAUCGCCACCACGCUGGGCCACCAGGCCCUCCAGCUCUUCCUCUCGCGGCACUCCGAGCGGUACCGGAUGGAGGUCAGGGUGGGGUGGGGCCACUACAACUUCGAGAUGGACGAGCUCAUGUCGAUCGACGCCUACCAGCGGGUCGUAGAGUUCCUCGGUGCCCACAUGCAGCGACUCUACCCCUGCCCCGCGCCGAGGGUGGUGGAUGGCAGAAGCGAACCGGGCAGCGGCUUCUGGAUGCACAAGCACCUGCCGCGGCACGCCUUCAAGUUCCUGCGCCACACACGCGAGGAGUUCCGCGACCGGCCGCUCGACCGCUGGGAGGUGGGCCUCGUCCGCCGGCGUCACCUCAAGACCGCGGCCACCACCACCGCCGUCGCCGCGCCAGUGUCGGCCGGUCAGGCCGACGAGUCGGACGCGGGCCGACCUCCGGCGGCCGUGGUGCGGUACUCGGCGCUCGACACUCAGCACUGGCUCGAGGUGAAGCAGAAGAGGCAACGAGAGCGGGACCAGCGGCUCGCGGCAGCGCUCCAACGCCUCGGCGGCGGUCGAGCCAAGAAGGCGCCGCCGCCUCGGAUUGACCACCGGGGCACCUUCCCGCCCCUCCCCCUGCAGCGAGGGCGUGGACGCGGAGGGCGCGGAGGCCCGCCUCCAGCAGCCGCACGUCGCCGUGGGCGAGCACCGGCGGGGCGGCUGACCCGCGAGGCGGCGGAAGAGGUGGCGGCCGAGGCGAGCGAGGAAGAGGAGGUGGACGAGGCGGACGAGGAGGAAGAGGAGGAGAGGACGGUAGAGGAAGAGGUAGAGGAGGAGGAGGGAGAGGACAAGGGAAAGGAGAAGCUCGACGAGUAA
This is a messenger RNA of Acanthamoeba castellanii str. Neff, 1956 nucleotides long. Its product is annotated as Fbox domain containing protein. Bases 1 to 1956 code for a protein of 651 amino acids. Gene Ontology annotation, molecular function: protein binding. Gene Ontology annotation, biological process: SCF-dependent proteasomal ubiquitin-dependent protein catabolic process. NCBI's taxonomy places the organism in Eukaryota, Discosea, Longamoebia, Acanthamoebidae. The record is from RefSeq and is a predicted model, not a curated record. Gene Ontology annotation, cellular component: SCF ubiquitin ligase complex. The transcript has 9 exons.